Messenger RNA from Homalodisca vitripennis (glassy-winged sharpshooter), 1792 nucleotides. RefSeq names its product dynein regulatory complex subunit 4-like. Gene Ontology annotation, molecular function: small GTPase binding; microtubule binding. Gene Ontology annotation, biological process: cell motility. NCBI's taxonomy places the organism in Eukaryota, Metazoa, Arthropoda, Insecta, Hemiptera, Cicadellidae. Gene Ontology annotation, cellular component: Golgi apparatus; motile cilium; microtubule. The record is from RefSeq and is a predicted model, not a curated record. The transcript has 2 exons. Bases 269 to 1660 code for a protein of 463 amino acids.
GGUAAGUUAGUGGUUGAAUUGUCAAGGAAAGUUAACCUAAUAUCUUAAACAAAAGUUUUGUUUAUUGUAACGAUUACAGUGUAUUUUUCCUGUUUGUGAAGUGCAUUGAUUCAAAAUUGUACUAAACUUACCUCUUGCAUAAAACAAGUAAAUUUUGGUUGAUUCAUUAUCCCAUGGAUUAUUAUUCCCGUGAAAUUCGCCUGUGAACAAAUUCACUACUUUUAGUAACACGUUGUAAAAUAAAGGAAUAUUGAAAAAAUCAGUAAAUAUGGCGGAGAAGGAGAAAAAGAAGGUUGUGCCGAUUGUGAUCGAUGGUUUUGAGAUCAACGAUCAAAAACUGACCUAUCAUAAGCUGCAGCAAUUCGCGCUCACCCUAUACGAGAAACUGUUGGUUCAGAGGAGAGAGAGGAAUUUUCUUAUGAUGGAGAGAGACAAGCUUAGGACGAUCCUGGAGAACACGAGGCACGAGAUCAUGGUAGCCGAAGAGAGCGUUAGGAACACGGAGAGAGAGAUAGACAAAGUGGAGGAGACUUAUCGGAGGGAGAAGAAGGAAGUGGAAGAAGAAGUUAAGUGGCUUCACUACAAGCACGGAACGGAUUUGGCAGAGCUGAAACUGUGGGAGAACAAGGCACUGGAGGCACACGUAGAGAAGGAGUUGGAGGAGGAGCUGGAACUGUUACAGGAAAAGCGGAAGCAGAAGGAAGAGAUUCAAGAACAAGAGAGGAUGCUGAUGGAGGGAAUGGAAGCCAUAAAAAGCUACCAUCAGAGAGAUUUAGAAGAAUUGAUGCGUAUUCAGGAUGAACUACAAAUCCAAAACGAAAUAGAUGCAAAAAGGAAAUUUAUAGAUACCGUUGAACGCAUUACUCUAAAACACGAGAUGGAAAUGUCUGAAAUAGAGGAAAGGAAGAACACUCACUUGGUUGAACUGAAACAGAUACACAAAACGCGUUUAGAAGAAACGAAAUCUCAUUUCAAUUCUAUUACAGCGGAAAACCUUGCAGUGAUAUCAAAUUUAAAACAAAGCAUAGACACGAUGACGAAAAACAAAACAAUUGUUUCUGGUGAAGUGAAAAAUUUGAAACGUGAAAAUGAUAAACUGAGUGAUUCACUGGACAAGUUAAAAGCUGAGACAAGAAACCUAAAUCGGCAAGUCGUUAAUUAUGAAAAGGAUCUUUUAAGUUUAAAAAACAACAAAAGGAUGUUGAAACAAACUAUAAAAGAAACUAAAGAAAAUAAGAAGCAAAGUGUUGAAGCUAUGAACCUGUUGAAGAACGUUGCUCUUGAAAUGCAAGGUAGUUUGGAUACCAGUUGUAGCAAUUCAUUGAUGGGAUUUAAAAAUAUUGCCUCGGCCAAAAGGAAGAGACUGGAGGGAUUGAUCGAAAUUUUGUUAGACGAUUUGAUGAAGAAGCAGAACAUAAUAUCGGCGAUAUCAGCCGACCCUGACGUUGGACAAGCUUUAAAGGAAUUGAGAUUUGAGUUUUGGGACCCAAAAACAUUGACUUAUGAGUUCGCACUUGUCUGCAAAGCCUUUGACGAGUUGUUGCAAACUUUGAAUGAAAAGUUGGUUGAGUUUUGUGUAUCCGAAAGGGACCUGGGAAGUCAACCUAUUAAUCUGGACCAUUUAGGCUACGGUCCUGCUGCAUUAAUUUCGAAGCAGUAACUUUACGUUGUUGGUGGUUUUCAGAUAAAUUCAAAUAAUUCGCAACUUUUAAAGUACAAUGUAAUUCCUAUGAACCAUCUUUUGGUCAUACAAACACAAAACUCUUAAUAAAUAAUUUAUAAAAUUGAAUAG